Rhodamnia argentea is the source of this 737-nucleotide messenger RNA. RefSeq names its product 60S ribosomal protein L23a. Gene Ontology annotation, molecular function: rRNA binding; structural constituent of ribosome. NCBI's taxonomy places the organism in Eukaryota, Viridiplantae, Streptophyta, Magnoliopsida, Myrtales, Myrtaceae. Gene Ontology annotation, biological process: translation; ribosomal large subunit assembly. Bases 124 to 591 code for a protein of 155 amino acids. Gene Ontology annotation, cellular component: cytosolic large ribosomal subunit; ribosome. The record is from RefSeq and is a predicted model, not a curated record. The transcript is spliced from 4 exons.
UAUAAAGGAAGGUUUUAUCGUCUCCGCAGAGAAACCCUAGGGACACUGGAAGCCGCGGUGGUGUCUGAGCUAAACUCUCCAGCAGGUUUUAGCUUUGCUUAGGUAGGAUUUCGUCGACCGGAAAUGGCUCCAGCUAAAGCUGACACUACGAAAAAGGCCGACCCUAAGGCCCAGGCAUUGAAGGCCGCCAAGGCUGUCAAAUCAGGUGCAGCAACCUUCAAAAAGAAGGUUAAGAAGAUCAGGACAUCCGUCACAUUUCAUCGCCCAAGGACAUUGAAGAAGGAAAGAAAUCCAAAGUAUCCAAGAAUCAGUGCACCCCCAAGGAAUAAGUUGGAUCAUUAUCAAAUUCUGAAGUAUCCACUUACUACUGAAUCUGCAAUGAAGAAGAUUGAGGACAACAACACGCUAGUCUUCAUUGUUGACAUUCGUGCUGACAAGAAAAAGAUCAAAGAUGCCGUCAAGAAGAUGUAUGACAUUCAGACCAAGAAAGUCAACACUUUGAUCAGGCCUGAUGGGACUAAGAAGGCAUAUGUUAGGUUGACACCGGAUUACGAUGCUUUGGAUGUUGCAAACAAGAUUGGAAUUAUCUAAGCUAGAAAAUGCCAGAUGUUUUGUCAGAGUGGAAUAUUUCAGUCUGUAGCUUCCAUAGAUUUGUUGGGAGUUUUGAGUUGGAUUGCAGUAUACUCCUUGCUAAUUUUCCCUCCAAUAGAUGUGCACUUUGAAUUGAGUUGUUUCAA